This is a messenger RNA of Dryobates pubescens (Downy woodpecker), 1640 nucleotides long. It is a transcript of the gene CLK1, whose product is annotated as CDC like kinase 1. Gene Ontology annotation, biological process: protein phosphorylation; regulation of RNA splicing. The transcript has 13 exons. The record is from RefSeq and is a predicted model, not a curated record. NCBI's taxonomy places the organism in Eukaryota, Metazoa, Chordata, Aves, Piciformes, Picidae. Gene Ontology annotation, cellular component: nucleus. Bases 76 to 1557 code for a protein of 493 amino acids. Gene Ontology annotation, molecular function: ATP binding; protein tyrosine kinase activity.
CUGCAUACCUUUGCUGCGGGAUUUUCAGGAGCUGUGACAUUGGGAGUUGUCACAGAGGAGCCUUGUGCUUUAGAGAUGCGGCAUCCCAGGCGAACUAAUUAUCUUGACUGGGAUAAAAGAGAAAGUCUGGAGCACAGAAGGUAUGACAGUGCUGAUAAAAGAAAGAGAUCAUCAAGUGGUGCACAGGAGAACAAGCACUGCAAAAACGAUCUUUAUAAACUUCCUGACAGUAGCCGUUCAGAAACCAAAUCUGUUAAUGAAAGAACCCAUCAUGAGCGACGCUAUGUUGAAGAAUACCGAAAUGAGUACAAUCAAGGAUGUGAUACUGGGCAUCACAGUAGCAAAUCAUCGGGUCAUAGUGGGACGAGUAGUUACAAAAGGAAAUACAAGACAUACCACACUACCUGUCAUCAUCGUCAUUCACAGAAGAGUCAUCGAAGGAAAAGAUCCAGGAGUGUAGAGGAUGAUGAGGAGGGUCACCUGGUCUGUCAGAGUGGAGACGUACUAAGUGCAAGAUAUGAGAUUGUUGCUAAUCUGGGUGAAGGUGCUUUUGGAAAAGUAGUGGAAUGCAUUGAUCACAAAGCGGAGGACAGGCACGUGGCAGUAAAAAUAGUGAAAAAUGUUGAUCGUUACUCUGAGGCGGCUCAUGCAGAAAUACAAGUCCUGGAGCAUUUAAAUGCAUCGGAUCCCAGCAGCACAUAUCGCUGUGUCAAGAUGUUAGAAUGGUUUGAGUACCAUGGACAUGUCUGCAUCGUUUUUGAGCUACUGGGACUCAGCACCUAUGACUUUAUUAAAGAGAAUGGCUUUCUGCCAUUUAGGCUGAACCACAUUAGACACAUGGCUUAUCAGAUCUGCAAGUCUGUGAACUUUUUGCAUUUGAAUAAGUUGACACAUACCGAUCUGAAACCAGAAAACAUUUUAUUUGUGAAGUCUGACUAUGUAGAAGAGUAUAACCCCAAACUGAAAUGCGAUGAACGCACACUGAAAAACGCAGACAUCAAAAUCGUCGACUUCGGGAGUGCAACGUAUGACAAUGAGUAUCAUAGCACUUUGGUGUCUACAAGACAUUACAGAGCUCCUGAAGUUAUUCUAGCAUUGGGAUGGUCACAGCCAUGUGAUGUUUGGAGCAUAGGAUGCAUUCUUAUAGAAUACUACCUUGGAUUCACUAUAUUUCCGACCCAUGACAGCAAAGAACACUUGGCAAUGAUGGAGCGGAUACUGGGGCCUUUGCCAAAUCACAUGAUAAAGAAAACCAGGAAACACAGAUACUUCUAUCAUGACCAGCUGGAUUGGGAUGAACACAGUUCUGCUGGUAGAUAUGUCUCAAGGCGCUGCAAGCCACUGAAGGAAUUCAUGACCUGCCAUGAUUCUGACCAUGAGAACCUCUUUGACCUCAUUGAAAAGAUGUUGGAGUAUGACCCAGCCAAGCGCAUUACUCUUGAAGAAGCACUGAAACAUCCUUUUUUCUUCCCCUUGAAAGAAGAAAAAAGGGCAUCACCUGUAGCUGAGCAGGCUGGUACAGACAUCAGUCCACCAAAGAAACAUAAAAGAUGCUAAGUAUUUAUUGUGUACAGUUUUGUAAAUGCCUUAUUUUGUAUCACAAUGUUUUGGAUAUUGAUCUAGCUGCUGGCAUUAAACUU